This is a messenger RNA of Dunckerocampus dactyliophorus (ringed pipefish), 5857 nucleotides long. RefSeq names its product glucocorticoid induced 1a (gene glcci1a). The transcript is spliced from 5 exons. Gene Ontology annotation, cellular component: cytoplasm. The record is from RefSeq and is a predicted model, not a curated record. The coding region runs from base 296 to 1072 and encodes 258 amino acids. Gene Ontology annotation, biological process: podocyte development. Lineage: Eukaryota; Metazoa; Chordata; Actinopteri; Syngnathiformes; Syngnathidae.
UGGUAUACAAGUACAUGUCAUUGUCAUUAUGGUCAAUAGUCGUUCACGUGCAUACGUGAUCGCUUGUCCCUGAGGUGCGUUGCAUCCUCGGUGCCACCGGAGCACAAGCCAGCAUCUCCCCGUCCUCCUCGUCUGUCUCUGGGAAGAACGCUGGAGGUCCUCCGCCUCUUAGCUCCAGUCCCGCCAGCCCGGGUGGAGGCAGCUCGGACACCUGGCUGGACCAGAGAGACCCCUCCGGAUAACAGGAGCGUUCCACAAUCUCCAUUAACCAUUCCACAAUCUUUAGCACCUGUCCAUGUCGAAGUCAACCCAGAUGCCACUGUCCAACAUCACGGUGCCAAAGCCCUCCAUUUCUCGGGUACCCAGCAGCAUGGAGGGCAUCAACCAUGAGCUGGAGAAGGUCUUUAUUAAAGACAACGGAGAGAAGGAGGAGCUGAAGUCCCUGGAGGUUCCUGAUGGCCGCAGGGCACCCUUCCCUCCCCAGCAGCGUAGCAGCAGCUCCCGGAGCAUGGACACCCAAACUCCCUUAGGUCCUGGGCGGUCCAGCAGUUGCUCCAGCUUGUCACCCUGCCCCUCACCUGCCUGCCCACCUGGAUCACAUGACAGCAGUCCUUACUCCACAGAGGAUCUACUCGACGAUCCUGAUAAAGACGGUGAAAGCAGCUCACCACUACCCAAAUUCGCCUCCUCACCUAAACCCAACAACAGCUACAUGUUCAAGAGAGAGCCGCCUGAAGGUUGUGAGAAGAUUAAAGCCUUUGAGGAGAUGAGCUCCCGGCAGUCCACGUCAGCAUCAACCCCCCUCUUCUCCUGCCCAGACAAGAACAAGGUCAACUUCAUCCCGACAGGCUCGGCGUUUUGCCCCGUCAAACUCCCAGGCUCCUUGCACCUCACGCCAGCCGCACAGUCCGAGGAGAAGUCGGGUCCGAGCGCUGAGUCUCAGGUGGCAACAGCAUCGCACGGUUUUCCCACUCAAGUUUCCACCAGCACCAGCACAGAUGAUCCACCGGAGGUGCCCGACUCCCCGUCGGAGACUGCAGACUCCCAGACAGACAGUCCAUCCAUCAGCUAGACCUGAGCACCAGGUACAUCUUUAUGACGUGUGACCACUGACUCUCCCAAAACACCUCAGCCUGUUCCAACAGGAGACUCUCUGUGCUGACCCCACUAACUCGUCCUUUAUCUCUGCAUGAUGUGGAAACCAUGUCUCCGACUAAGACUUCCUCUCCUGCAGCACAAGGCAGCACCGCAUACGUUCAAGUUUGUCAUCAUAUUAGGGAAGAAUAAACAACUAUGGGAGGGCUCAAAAGGGUAUUUAUAUAUUUUUCUGGAUGUUUUGUUUCAAACAUUUGCGGUAUGAAUAAGCUCUUCAAUCAAUCACAAUAUCUUAGUUGAUCAGUUACAACAGUACGGAAUCAGGGUGGUGAUUUGGAAUUAUGAGAAAGGCUACUUAACAAACAGGAAGCAAUUUGUGACGUGUCAAAAACACGCAUCUUCAUGCUUGGGUACGCUUUGCGGCAUACCCCAAGGGUCAAUGCUGGGACCAAAGUUGUUGAUUUGAUUUGAAAGGCUUAAAGUUAGUAUUACUUGCAGAUAACACGACUGCAUUUCGUUUAGGGGAGCAUGCACAGGAGCUAAUGAAAACAAUCACAGUGCUAAAUAUAUGCAUAUACUGUAAAUACACAUACUGUAUCUAUGAGAAGAAAAAAAGACUUGUUUUGAAGAAAAGAAACAAAAGGUGUAUGGCUGUGUUAUGUAGCCAGCAGGAUAAGCAGCUGGACAUGUUUACAAGAUACUGGUGACUGGCUGAUCCCAUGACUAGUGUGUCGUUUGAUUUUGCUCAUUUCUACAUUUGGCUUUCAAUAGUGUUUAUCACCUUCUUUAUCAAAGUGCUGGCACUCGCAACUUUCUUAUUUAGCAGUUGCACUCAAUAAAAAAUGCACGGGCAGUAAGUCAGCAACGCCUAGGGUGAUUUGUUUGGGCAGUACAUACUCAAGGCUCCAGGGCAAACGGACUAGUUUCUUACGUGCAAUAUUGUACGAAAACCGAGACAAACCUUUUGUGAAAAUUUUCCACCCAAACUGAAUCAUACGAAAACUGGGGCGUACGAAAGGUUUUGAUGGUACACCUUCAUGAAAAUAUGGAGUUCACGCCAAUACAGUGGAACCUUGGUUCGCGUCAUCAAUCCGUUCCAGAAGCUCCGACUAACUGAAAAGCACUCUUAAUGAAUACAUUUUUCCCAUAAGAAAUAAUUACAAUUACAGUAAUCACUCGGUUUUUGUGGUUAAUUGGUUGAAGACCCGAAUAUGAUAAAAGUAGGAUUCCUUAUUUAUAAAUGGGACAUUUCUGUAGUUAGACCAUAGAAAAUCUGUUUUCGACCUUUAAAAUACAGUUUUUACAUUAUUAGAACACUCUAGACAUGAAAUAACACCCCUAUAGUCACCUUUACACUCCUAUUACCCAGUAUCGUACACAUAAAAGAAAAUAAGACAUAAUAUAGACUCACACAGGUUAGCAUUGGGGAAGUUCGUUCGUUGUUCUUUUCUUACUUCCUGUUUCUGUACAGUACUUCCUGCGGUGACUCUUGGCACCUUGUGACCAGUGUAGAAUACUGCAUAUGAUCACGUCUUUGAAUGCAUCUUGUGAAUGCCUUCUUUUUAUAUUUUAGUCCAUUUAUCCAUUUUUAUGCUUGAAAAAGCUUAACUUAGGCCCAAAAAUAUGUAAAAUAUGCUCAAAUAUACAUAGUUUUUUACUAGUAAUAGGCCAUAUUCAACCAACGUGAUUGUUGACAAAGAUGGCGACACCACCCUUCGUGUUUUGCCGUGAGUUAUUUCUUAAAUUCAGUAGUGUUUCUCACCUUUAUCAAAAUGCUGGCACUUGCGAUUUUCUCAGACUCAAUUUUAGGUUAUUUUGCUCAACAAGAAAAGCAUAGUCUUGUGGCCUGACUAUGUUAGUUAGCAAAGAACUACAGAGUCAACCACUGAUGAUGUCAUAGACGGCCGACGGAGCUGGGGGACAAUGACUCCCGGUUGCCGUUUCUAUGUUAACACGAUGCUAACGGGGAUGAUACGUUCCGAACACAGUUGGACUCACGCAGUGUCUUAAUAAGACGGCAAGACACUAACCGGGAAAUGUAUGCAAACCUAGGCCAAAUUUUUGCUACAAAUUUUUAAGGUGAACCAAAAAAUUUGCUAACAGGAUCGUAUGUUAACCAAGGUUCCACUAUAGAAUUGCCUCAGAUAUCUUAAGAUAAGAUAAUACAUUCAUGAGGAGUGACUUAUCGUUACCUUAUCAUCAAUGAUAUUAAUUGAAAAGUAAGAAACAAUCAAAAAUGUUUGGUUGCGUCCGAUUGCAGUCAUGACGGGCUCAAUCACUUGGGGGGCAAACAAGCGUAUUCGUCGUCAGAGCGAGAAUGCUGUGUCAUUCAAACAGGAAUUUUGGGAAAAGUUAUUCCUUAGAGUCCAUCGGAAAAGGGAAAAAAGUUGAAGAAACAACUGAAAAAGGCAGCAAAAUGUGGCUCCAGUUUGCAGUGACCAACAACAAGCAAAAUUUAUAGUGAAACUAGGGUGACCAAACAUCCUGUUUUCCCAGGACAUGUCCUGUUUUCCUGUCCUGGCCAUCCUGGAGGUUUCUUGUUAGAAAGUGAUGACAAUUUCCUGGUUUUCAUUGAUUUUCAUUAAAUUGCGAUCACUCUGCUGCAUGUGACGUAAUCCCCGAGAGGCUGCCAUGUGGACAGCUUUUUUGAAUUGGUGUUCCCAAAAAGCCAACGAAAAAGCCAACGCUUGCCGAGAUGAAGUCUAGUAAAAUUCUUGCGACUUUGGGGGGCAAAUUUUCUCUAAAAAUUAGAGUUACAUUCCAAAACGUCAAUGAACCUCAGGUUCCUGUGUGAUGUUUUGAAUAUUCUCCCUUUGAAAUUUGUGUCUUAGGCCAUAAACAAGAGAUUACCACAUUACAAAAUACCAUCUAUGACUAAAUAGAGUAAAAAUAGUGGCAGGAAAUAAAACAUAUUAGCCAUAAAUAAGACUCACGAAAUAUAACUGAGUGAAAACACAUCUUUUUUGGACAGCCCAGACAGGAUUAGCAGUAACAGGCUAUGACAGCCAAGAAACCAAGAUCCUAUAAGCCAACAAAUAGCACAUGGAAAAUGGAAUGAUCGGCCACACCUUGAGAAAACUCUUGGAAUCGCCAGGUUAAAUAUCGGGUUGGCUGCCCGAAGAUGACUCUUGUGAGGAAGAAACCUGGGGACAUCUGAAGGUAGUUUGAAAUCACGACUUUGCUGAUGUUGAGAAACUAUAAACCUUUCUAAUACUCUGACAUCUGCGCAUCUCUGUGCGAAGUGAACGGUGGCGUAUCGAAUGUUUGCCCCCCCAAGUGAGUUUUAUUGGCCUUUAUUGAAAGGCUGUCCAUUUUGAAAAUAAAUGAGGUUUACAAUGGAGUGGGGGUGAUUGAAUAAUUUGGUUGUUUUUUCUGUUUAUUGUAUUUAAAGACCAAAGACUAGACUUGUGCUGUCCAUUCAUGUCAUAUAAUUUUCUAAGUUGAUUAAUCUGAGGCUUGUUUCAAUUAAUCGAGUAAUCGGUUCGACCCCAGACUGACCAAAUCAAUGUGAAUUAAACACAGUCAGUGGUUUGGUCCGCAACAUAUCAGAAAAGAGGCAAAAAUGUUGAUCAAAGUUAAAGCUGAUGUUAAAAAAAAGGAUUAAUCGAACACCAAGAGUUGUCGAUUAAUUGGAUAAUCGAUUAAUCAUCAAUUCUUCAAUUAAUUGUUGCAGCUCUAAUAUUUAUAUAGAUAUAUUUGCAAUCAUCCACAAGCAGUCAUCUGUCAUCUUGACUGUUCAGUUUGCAUUGUUACACAGUGGAGGCGUCAAUGUCCAACGCCAUGAAUUAUGUGAGAAAUCGAUUAAAUAUUAUCGCUAAAGAUUGAAUUAUCACUGUCUGACAUGUUUGCAGAGCAAUACUGUCCCCUAGUGGUGUUUUAUGGGCAUUGCUGAUAGUGUUUGCACACAUGAUACAUUUUUGCUUGUUUUGUUGAUGUGUAUUGUUUAAUAACUCAACAAUGUUGUUUGUGAAACAUUAACACCUGCUUGGUAGAAGUUGUUUGUUCAUGGGGUCCAUUUUUGCAACAUAGUGUAAAAAUAAAUGUAUUAUGAAUGAGAUAUAUUAUUAGAUAUGACACUAAUGAGCUUUGUGGUGUAUAACACAAAGCUAAGAUGUUUUGUUCAGGUAGUUUAGCAUCUACUGGGUUGCUAAAUGUACCAAACUGAAUCAUCCGAAAACUGGGGCGUAGGAAAACCAAGGUUUGAUUGUACAUACAUUCACCUAAAUCUUAUAAGCGGUUCUGAAGGUUCCAGAAUGUCUUUUAAUCUGACAAGGCCAAGCGCUGUUCAUUUCUCACUGGUAAUCAUGACUGACUGCAGCUGGUAGCUUCUCUUUGCUAGCAGAAAAUCAUGACUUUGGUGGACCAGCAGUCAGAAGAAUGGGAAAGUCAAACGUCCUCAAUGAAGGAGAAUUACAGUAUAGUUUGACACAAGUUGAGAGAGUCUUUUGGAAAUAUUCAGGAUAAUCAUUUCCCACAUUCCCCAAAAAUUCCCACUUUUCCCGUAAUUCCACAUUUUAGUUCUUCCACCAAUCAAGACAACAGGAAAGUACAAUAUACUGUGCACUGUGCAUCAGCUAAUAAAUACUUCAUGUUGCUGUUCCAUAUCCUUUUCCAUGCACGAGUGUAAAUGAUGUACAACUUGAAGCAUAAUCCACAUGUUGUGUUCAUAUCUUGUGUGCUUGCAAUGCUUCUCCUAUCAUACUUUGGAUAUGGAAUCUUGUAUGACAUUCCAGCACCUUAUAAAGACUAUAUUUUACCCACA